AUGGCCGAAAUUCAGACCAAGGUUAUCCUUGUAGGCUUAGGGGGUGCUACUUGCUCAGGAAAGACCACUCUCGCGAAGCAUCUGAAGAACAUACUGCCCAACAGUGUCAUUGUGCACCAGGAUGUCGCGGUCGCGCAGCCUGAGGAACUACUUCCCAUGAAGCAUGGCUACCAGGACUGGGAUGCUCCAGAUUGCGCAAUCGACUACCCACGACUUUCCAAAUUUUUAAAGCACGUGAAAGAUACAGGAAGCCUACCAGAUGAUCAUAGAAGUCAUGAACAUUUGAACAAGCAGACAGAUUUACCUAUAGAAGCAGAGUGUCAACGCCGUCUGGCUGAGCGCUUCAGAGUUAUUCAAGAUCAAGUCAAGGAGAGUGACCACAUCAAUAUAGUGUGGGGCUUGGUCGACGGGUUUCUGUUGUAUUGGGAUCAGGAGGUCAUAGAGCAACUAGAUAUGCGCUUCUUACUCCGCGUUCCACUCAAGACAUUGGAAGGCCGGAGGAAAGCGCGGCAGGUUUACAUCACAGCAAUACACUUUAAUGAAGAGGGGGAUGCAUGGGUAGACCCCCCUGACUACUGGGAGAAGAUCGUCCUCCCUGGAUACCUAGACGCACACCGCGAAAUAUUCGAGGGUGGCGAUGUCGAGAAUGGGGACCUGACGAAUAAGGUGAAAGGCCUUGUUUUAAUCGAACCUAACAAAGAGGACAAAGAGAUGAGCAUGACGGAUAUCGUUGAAAAGUGCUGCCAGGAGUUAUAUCAGUUUGUCAUGGGGGAAGGGUCGAACAAGGGAGUCAAGGCAUAG
Molecule: messenger RNA, 801 nt
Organism: Suillus subaureus
Lineage: Eukaryota; Fungi; Basidiomycota; Agaricomycetes; Boletales; Suillaceae
Exons: 5
Coding region: 1-801 (266 amino acids)
Cellular component (GO): cytoplasm
Source: RefSeq, a predicted model, not a curated record